Eruca vesicaria subsp. sativa (arugula) is the source of this 621-nucleotide messenger RNA. NCBI's taxonomy places the organism in Eukaryota, Viridiplantae, Streptophyta, Magnoliopsida, Brassicales, Brassicaceae. The record is from the annotation of a GenBank genome assembly.
AUGAGAGGGAUCCUUGUUGAUUGGUUAAUUGAGGUGCAUUACAAGUUUGAGCUGAUGGAAGAGACCCUUUACCUCACAAUCAACCUCAUAGACAGGUUUCUUGUGGUUGCUAACCAUGUCCCACGGAAAAAGCUUCAGCUUGUGGGUGAGAAGUUAAUGGCGAAUACCUUGCAAUUCAAUUUCUGUCUGCCUACUCCGUAUGUGUUCAUGAGGAGGUUUCUGAAAGCUGCACAAUCUGACAAAAAGGUGGAGCUUCUAUCAUUCUUCAUCAUAGAGCUUUGCUUAGUGGACUACGAGAUGCUUCAGUACACUCCUUCUCAGUUAGCUGCUUCAGCGAUCUACACUGCUCAGUCCACUCUUAAAGGCUUCGAGGAGUGGAGCAAGACCUGCGAGUUCUACUUAGGCUACAACGAAGAAAAGCUUCUGGAGUGUUCGAGGAAGAUGGUUGGCUUGCAUCACAAGGCUGGGACAGGGAAGCUAACAUGUGUUUACAGGAAAUACAACACAUCCAAGUUUGGUUAUGCUGCAAGAACUGAACCUGCUGGUUUUAAGGCCCUUUGCGACUUGAGUGAUGGCCGGAGACAUGAGUAUCAGGUUUCAACAAUUGAUAAACCUAAUUAA